Molecule: messenger RNA, 447 nt
Organism: Topomyia yanbarensis
Lineage: Eukaryota; Metazoa; Arthropoda; Insecta; Diptera; Culicidae
Product: antho-RFamide neuropeptides-like
Exons: 2
Coding region: 1-447 (148 amino acids)
Source: RefSeq, a predicted model, not a curated record
AUGAAGAAUUCAAAAUCAAAGAAUUCUACGUUCAAAGAUCCAACGAUGAAUGAACUUCGUUUGCAAGGAUCCUACGAGGAUCAUGGAUCCUACGAGGAUCAAGGAUCCUACGAGGAUCAAGGAUCCUACGAGGAUCAAGGAUCCUACGAGGAUCAAGGAUCCUACGAGGAUCAAGGAUCCUACGAGGAUCAAGGAUGGUACGAGGAUCAAGGAUCCUACGAGGAUCAAGGAUCGUACGAGGAUCAAGGAUCGUACGAGGAUCAAGGAUCGUACGAGGAUCAAGGAUCGUACGAGGAUCAAGGAUCGUACGAGGAUCAAGGAUCGUACGAGGAUCAAGGAACGUACGAGGAUCAAGGAUCGUACGAGGAUCAAGGAUCGUACGAGGAUCAAGGAUCGUACGAGGAUCAAGGAUCGUACGAGGAUCAAGGAUCGUACGAGGAUCAAUGA